AUGAUUGAUUUAAUUCGAAACGUAAAAACAGUUUAUGACCAAGAAUUGCAGAAACUUCAAAAAGAUAUUAAACAAGUUCGAAUUCAGGAAAAAGAACUUUGCAAGCAAAGGAAUAAUCUAGAAAAUAUUUCCAAGUUUUGUUUGGAUGACGUAACAUUUUUAUGCAUUAAAGAAAUUGAAAGUUUGUAUCGAAAUAAAGAAGAGGAAAUUGGGCGUAUUUUAACAGAACCAAACCGUACUGAUUUGACCAUUAAAGGUAUAGAAGAAGUCAAGGCAUUCUUAAUGAAUGUUGAAAAACUGGAAAUUGAACCCUCAAAACAACAUUUUCCUGACGACAAUAUAACAUUGUCUCCUGCCCAACUAACCGUACAAUCAGAUGCAAGAGCGAUCUCAAAUGCAAGUUUUACACUAAAUCAACACAUUGAUAUUGCCAAAAUGGGUGUCAAAGAACCAGUUAUUAUAGAUUGUACAAUAUUUAAAAGUGGUCAGGUCAUAGCCAUCGAACAGAAGCAUACAUGUCUUCUUGAGUUUACUUCUAGUGGAAAGUUAAACCGUAAUGUCAGAAUUACGUCACAAGCAUUAGGAAUAGCAGCUAUCGAUGACAAACUAUUCGCAAUUACCGAAAGCGAACGGGAAACAGUUCAGAUAUAUGAUAAACAAAGUAUGUCCUCAAUACGUGAGGUAUCCAUUAGAGACCAUUGUAGUGGAAUAACUAAGUAUUUAGAUAGUAAUGUUGUGGUUGGUUGCAAUGCAGGAGGGCUGGUUUUAAUCGGAAAGAAUGGUGACAAAGAGAAAGUUAUCCAUACAAAAGAACUAAUGCAUUUAAAUCAGAAUAUUUGUUUAACAUCGAACGAGAAAGGGGAAAUAUUUUGUAUCUUUUCAAGGAAAAAUACAAUUGUAUCAAUUGAUUCAAGAGGAAAUUUGCGUUUUACAUUUGAGAACGAAAAGCUUAGAGGUCCACGUGGAGUUACAGGUGAUGGGAAUGACAAUAUAUUUGUUUCUGGAUAUGAUACAAAUAAUAUCAUGUGGAUAAGUAAUGAUGGCAAAAACUCAAAAGAGAUCCUGAAUUCUAACAAUGGAAUCCAAAACCCUAGGGGAAUUGAAUAUCAUAAAACCCUCAAAAUGUUAACAGUUUGUAAUUACAACGGUAGUCAAUUGUCUAUAUAUAGUAUGCAAUGA
Mytilus trossulus (common blue mussel) is the source of this 1179-nucleotide messenger RNA. RefSeq lists its product as uncharacterized. NCBI's taxonomy places the organism in Eukaryota, Metazoa, Mollusca, Bivalvia, Mytilida, Mytilidae. The transcript has a single exon. The record is from RefSeq and is a predicted model, not a curated record. Bases 1 to 1179 code for a protein of 392 amino acids.